Molecule: messenger RNA, 2562 nt
Organism: Physcomitrium patens
Lineage: Eukaryota; Viridiplantae; Streptophyta; Bryopsida; Funariales; Funariaceae
Cellular component (GO): Golgi apparatus
Source: RefSeq, a predicted model, not a curated record
UCAUUAUCAUGCACUCUGCUCCGCUUCUUCGUUCCCCUCCCUCUCGCGCUCCCCUCCCCACUCCGUCCGUCCUGUGUGUGGGGUGGGGGUGUGUGUGCGAGUGAGAGAGAGUGUGUCUCUCACUUAGUUGCUGGUCUGGACUGUCCGUCCGUCCCUGCCUGCCUUGCCUGUGGCUAUGGCCAUGCUGCCCUCCUCCUCCUCUCUCCUCCCGCUGCUUCUUCACUUGCCUUACUCUUCUCUCGCCUCCGCGCCCUCUCUUCCCUUAGCUCCCUAAGUCUGUUUCCUUCUCCUCACAGGUACUCUCGGCGCUUGCAUCUGCACUGUGAGACACACUCUUCGCUCUGCAUUUUUUCACUAGCUGCUUCUCUUCACCACCUUCGCCUCUCGUUUCCUCAAUCGUUUAAGCGUUGCACUGGAUUACAGCGACAGGCGUUACUUCAUUAGCUCCUUGCGAUUUGUUAAUGUUCGCCACGACACAGAGUACACCUAACGGCCGGUACUACGAAAUCUAGACGCGAUCGAAUGGCGCUCCAUGUUGCUGCUUCUAGAUAGUGACGUCAGAUCUUCGAUUGUCAACUUUACUAAUCGUCUGAUGUCACUCAGUUAAUAAGUGACCUCUCCCAAGGUGCAGGGAGGUGCAACGAUGAAGUUUCUAGAGUGGUCUACCGUAGAAAAUGAGGAAAUUGAGGCCCACUUUCUCAGCAGGCUCAACUGCUUGCAGAAUUUUCGUACGGAAAGGAUUGGUCAACGUGCAGUGCAAUUGAUUGGGGAUGUUUGUUUUGGCUUCUUCGUUUUCGCAGUCCUCAUUGUGACUGUAAUCGCUAUCACCUACAAGCCCCCCGAUCCGUGGCUACAGGAGCAAAAGGCUUACAAUAUCCUCUUCAACAGCGUCGGAAAUUCCACGUUCCACCUGGAUGAUUCAGUGCUCGUUACGGGAGACGAUCUGAAUGUAAGUUCAACAAGUACACCUCUUGCACUCCCUCCAGCGAUUAACGCGACCGUUUUCGAUGAAAAUUCUGUUCAAGAAAGUUGUAAUACUUCUAUCCCCUGGAAUUGUUCAGACGCAGGGGUGAAGUUUGUUGUUGAGAAAAUGAAUGCACAUCAUUUUCCGAGACUCAUUUUUUAUUCGUACCGAAUUGUUUCGGGCGGUUCAAAGGGUGUGUGUGAUGUUGCCUGGAAAUACCGCCCCAUGAACAUUACAACUCCACGGAUGUAUACAGAUUUCAGGCGUUUUUCUCUGGUUAGGAACAGUGACUGUAGUUUUGAGGUCAAAAAGAUAGGAAAGUGGCAUUCUGGUGUCAAUGCACGGCCGAGGAGGAUCCCUGGAGGAUCUGAAAAUGACGGGAAUUCCGCUACGUUUAGCGACAUACGGCCAGAUACCGCUUUCCGGCAGGGAAAAUAUUUAUAUUACACACGUGGAGCUGAUUAUUGUAAGAGCAUGGGCCAGUAUACGUGGGGUUUGUUAUGUGCACUUGGUGAGGCGCGGUAUCUGAAUCGGACAUUUGUGAUGGAUCUAGAUGUUUGUCUAUCCUCAGAAUAUAGUGCUGCGCACAAAGAUGAGCCAGGAAAGGACUUCCGUUACUAUUUUGACUUGGAGCAUCUCGCUAACGCGACUUCCAUUAUCGAGAAACACAGUUUUGAGGAGUUGCUCCUGAAGUGGAACGUGCUUACUGAGCGGCAUGUCUUCAAUCAUGAGAUUCAACCAGUAGAUUUGAAGAACGACACUCACUCUGUCUUGUACCGAGAUUUCAGAAUUGAGGUUGAUUUCGACAAUCAUUGGUACAGAGUGUGCGAGGGGCAAGCGGAGCAUUAUAUUCAGCGACCGUGGAAUUUUCUCUGGAAGUCGAAGCUGCUGAUGAAUAUGGUCAAUGCUAUUUGCAAUAAGUUGGAAUGGGAUUUCGAUGUUGCUCAUGUUGUCCGAGGUUAUAAAGCUGAAAACAAGAAGCUUUGGCCCAACUUAGACAGUGAUACUUCUCCUGAGAAUCUUAUCGCAAAACUCAAGGUCAUGAUUGGGUACAGGCGCAAGCUCUACAUCGCAACCAACGAACCCUUCCCCGAAUACUUCGACAGACUGAGGGAGCAAUUUGAGGUUCAUGUGCUGGACGAUUUUAGCCAACUUUGGGCAGAGAACAGCGAGUGGUAUAAUGAAACUAUGCGCAUUUCGGGCAAGCCUGUCAAUUUUGAUGGUUACAUGAAAGUGAUAAUUGACACAGAGAUGCUGAACAGGGGAAAGAAGAGAGUUGAAACAUUCAAUGACCUCACCAAAGACUGCAAAAACGGGGUUGGAAGAUGCUAAAGUCUGAAACUUAACAGCUGUAGAGGUAUUUAGUAUGCAAUUUCGAGCUGUCUGUCCUGCGGUUAUGUUCUUAACUAAUCGGAUUGCAACAUAGUGAAGGAACUUUUCCAAUUAUAUAAAUUUCGGAUCAGAGUAGAAUCCGGGUCAAUAGGUGCUCUAGUUUGUAGGAAUGACUUUGAUACGUUUCAUAAUUUCGACGGUUUGAGACCUGGAAUUUUAAUCGAGUUACUCUCAAAAACUGUUGUCAGCGAGAGACUGAUGUUGAA